This is a messenger RNA of Exophiala bonariae, 771 nucleotides long. RefSeq lists its product as uncharacterized. The record is from RefSeq and is a predicted model, not a curated record. Bases 1 to 771 code for a protein of 256 amino acids. Lineage: Eukaryota; Fungi; Ascomycota; Eurotiomycetes; Chaetothyriales; Herpotrichiellaceae. The transcript has 2 exons.
AUGGAGAGAACCGAAGUACAACGCAUCAUCGAUGAGGCCGAGAAGGCUCAAAGGCGGGCAUCCGAUACCCUUGAGAAAUUGGACCAGGACACAAGUACUCCAAAAGUGACUGAGUCACAGGUGCGCGACCUUACCAAGGCUUGCUAUGAAAUGCAGCAACAAAUCGUCAACGCACGAAAUAAGAUAUACCAUAACCAGCAAGAGUCCGAAUUCAAAUUUCGUCAGAGUGGUGAGAAAAGAGACUUGGAAAUGAGGCGUGCUGAGGAAGGGCGUGGGGACAGCAUGGCAGGACGCGAUGGGGAUCAAAGCAACCAUCCAUUCAAUGCAUUUAGUCGCAUCUGGGAUACGAAGGAUAAUGAGUCCAACCAGCGCCGAGAAGCAACCCAGGAGGCAGAUGAGGCAUAUCGAUCAAUGGAGGCUGAAUACACGAAGUCGACCACGAUUUCUUCCGAGUAUGGCGCGAAGUUGGAGGAGAUUGGAGGUCGCCUGGAAUGCAGCGGACGGAGGUUAGGCGGCUGGGCGGCGAAACUUGAACGGAGAUCGGAAAGCAGCAGAUCAAACGUUGCAUGGGAACCGGAGAGCAGGAGUGAAGAACCCAUUGAGAGCGAUGAUGACAAUGUUGAACGGAACUCGGAGAGCAGGAAUGAAGAACCGCCUGAGAGCGACGAUGACGGUGGCGACGAUGAUGAACGGAACUCGAACAGGAAGAAUGAAGAGACCACGGAGAACGAUGAUGACGAUAGUGGUGACGAUAUUGACUAUUCACGAUGA